Molecule: messenger RNA, 2819 nt
Organism: Polypterus senegalus (gray bichir)
Lineage: Eukaryota; Metazoa; Chordata; Cladistia; Polypteriformes; Polypteridae
Gene: anapc2
Product: anaphase promoting complex subunit 2
Exons: 13
Coding region: 125-2620 (831 amino acids)
Biological process (GO): ubiquitin-dependent protein catabolic process
Cellular component (GO): anaphase-promoting complex
Molecular function (GO): ubiquitin protein ligase binding
Source: RefSeq, a predicted model, not a curated record
CGUCAUCAGAUCGCGCCGACAGAGCGCGUAGUGGGUUGUGCGAUGGACUCCCAGAGAAGAGUGCUGGACUGUUGCACGUAGAGAGACGUUUUAAUUACGCGAGCGAGUCCAGCCGUGCUCAGACAUGGCGAGUUGGACCCCCGAGGUGAUGGCUGCCUGGAGCACGCUGAGUUCGGGACUGGUGCCAGUUUCGGCACACUGGAAGAUGGACCAGAAGGUGCUGGAUGCUCCGGUCACACGUGACGCCAUGCUGCAUGCGCUGGAGGUGUUGAAAGAUGGUGGAGCGGCGGGCAUUCUGGAAGACUGGUUUAUUGAGGUGCUGCAAGUGGACCUUCAGCGCAACAUUUCUCCCGAGUUCUGGAGCAGCCUGGAGCAGCCAGAGAAUGGGCUUAGUGAAAAACAGAGGGCAGGGCUGCUUCUGGGAGCCUUCCAGACCCUAAAAGCACGACUAGAGCCCUAUUUGCAAGGCCUGGCACUUCUAGUUGUCUGGAAAGGAGCGGAGGGCAGCUUCUUCAAGGAAAGAGUAUUCACCUUGCUGCGAGCAAUCCUCUUCUUCUUACCAAGCCAGGCCUUCAAGGACAGUGUCCAGGAGUUCUACAGCUGCACUUUCCGAGUAUACAUGUGGCUGUACUGCCAGGAGAAACCAUGGGGAAAGAAGGAGGACAGUCUCAUGAAAGGGGCACAAGACAGCACUUUGGCCGGUGAAGAGGCAAGUGAAGAAGAGGAGGAAGCGGUGGCACGAGUGGAGGAAGAGGCAGAAGAAGUGGCACGAGGGAAGAACACAGGAGCUCCUGGGCCGGACGACUGUCCCGGUUGCAGUGUACACAAGGAACAGUGCUGGUGUCAUGAGGCCAUGGAGCAGCAAGCCGAGCUCAGCCAGAUCCUCCACAAUCUGCAGCUGGUAGAGCGGGUGUGUUCAGAUGCUGUCACUACCGUCCUGUACAAGAUGAUGGAGCAGCGGAUGGAGAAGACUUGCCGCGGGGAGUUCGACCGUCCAUUCCUCAGUGAAUUCCAUGAGUGGCUGACCAAAGUGAUAAACUGGCUGAGCAAAGUGUUCUUGAGUCCAGCAGAGGCAGGAAGCCCCUUGCUCAGUGAAAAUGCAACUCUGAAACACUGGGGGUACCACGUGCACUAUUUCUUUUAUCGCAUUUUUGUCAGCAUGCGUAUUGGAGAGCUCUUCAGCAUCAUCCGAGAUUUUCCAGAAUCCAAGCCUGCCGUUGAGGAGCUGAAGUUCUGCCUUGAACAAACCAAUCAGAGGCCACAGUUGCUAACCUCUCUUAAAGCUGAGCUGGAGACGCGGCUGCUUCACCCAGGAGUCUUGACUUCGGAUAUCAUCACCCUCUACAUAUCGGCAAUCAUGGCCCUGAGAGAACUUGACCCAUCUAUGGUCAUCCUGCAAGUGGCUUGUGAGCCAAUUCGCAAAUACCUGAGGACCAGGGAGGACACUGUGCGGCAGAUUGUAGCAGGCCUUACUGGGGAUGCAGAGAGCUCCAGUGAUCUGGCCAAUGAGCUGUCCAAAGCAGACCCCGUCACCCUGGAGCACAGUCAGGACAGUGAUGAAGAGGUUGACUCGCCUGAGAAAUGGCAGCCAGACCCCAUAGAUGCCCAGACGGAUAAGUCGGGCUCCAAACGACGUUCGUCUGAUAUCAUCAGCUUACUGGUCAGCAUCUACGGCAGCAAGGACCUCUUCAUCGAUGAGUACCAGACUAUGCUGGCAGACCGGCUUAUCCACCAGUUCAAUUACUGCACGGCCAGGGAGAUUCGGAAUGUGGAGCUUCUCAAAUUGCGCUUUGGAGAAUCUUACAUGCACUUCUGUGAAGUUAUGCUGAAGGAUGUCGUGGACUCUCGGCGUAUCAACACAAACAUCCACGACGAGGAAGCAAAACUGCCUGAGGACCUACAGCCAAAAUUUCCCUUGAACGGUAUGAUUCUUUCCAGCGAGUUCUGGCCAACCCUAAAGGAGGAGAAGCUGGAGCUUCCGCCGGCCAUCAGAGAGGUGAUGGAUGCCUACACAAAGCGAUACGAGAAGCUGAAGGCCAUGCGCACACUCAGCUGGAAGCCUCACCUGGGCUCGGUCACCUUGGACCUUGAGUUAGCUGACCGCACGCUGUCCAACCUGUCCGUCUCUCCCAUGCAUGCGGCAAUCAUUCUUCACUUCCAGGACAAGAAUACAUGGACACUAGAGGAGCUCAGUGAUGCCCUCAAGGUGCCAAGUACGAUGCUCCGCAGAAAGAUGGCAUUUUGGCAACAGCAAGGUGUGCUGCGAGAAGAGUCCCCAGGCGUCUACAUGGUCAUCGAGGAGAUGCAGUGCGAGAAGACAGAAAAGAAUGUGGUGCUUCUGGACAGUGACGAGGAAGGUGAAUCCAACAUGGCCACCCAGUCGGAGCAGAGGGAAGAAAAACUUCAGUUGUUUUGGGCCUACAUCCAGGCCAUGCUGACCAACCUGGAGACCAUGACCCUGGAGCGGAUUCACACCAUGCUCAAGAUGUUUGUCACCAUGGGCCCCACCGUCACAGAGAUGGACAUCCAGGAGCUGCAAAGCUUCUUGCAAAAAAAAGUGAGAAACCACGAGUUGCUGUGCUCCGGUGGCACAUACCGCCUUCCCAAAUCGCCCAACUGACCUCGUCUGGAGAGAGAGAAGGAGAGGCAUUAUGUGAAGGCAGGUUGGCUUUGGGGGUCUUAACUGGUGAGAAAAUAGAAGGUUUAUGUACAAUGUUGUGGGACGGAGGGGUUUACUGAGGUCUGAGGGGCCUGUCAGUAUGAGGGUGGGUUCUCGUUUCCUCUGAUUUUUGUAAUAAAUUUAAAAAGCUAUCAACCUC